This is a messenger RNA of Ornithodoros turicata, 6199 nucleotides long. RefSeq names its product dorsal-ventral patterning protein Sog-like (gene sog). Gene Ontology annotation, biological process: negative regulation of BMP signaling pathway; dorsal/ventral pattern formation; multicellular organism development. NCBI's taxonomy places the organism in Eukaryota, Metazoa, Arthropoda, Arachnida, Ixodida, Argasidae. The transcript has 23 exons. The record is from RefSeq and is a predicted model, not a curated record. The coding region runs from base 170 to 2980 and encodes 936 amino acids. Gene Ontology annotation, molecular function: BMP binding.
UUCGUAGCGCGGGAGAGGCGACGUCGGAGCGCCGUGUCGUCUGCCAGUUUAUUCGUGAGAGGUUGAGCCGAGUUGUGCGCCGUCGUGCGCUGUUCUUUCGCUUGCUUCUGAACCAUAGCCAAGGAUUACGCGUUCCUGUCUACUCCAGCGUUUUUUUGUGCCGCACGACAUGCUGCCUGCACAGCUGUUCGUCUCCCUUGUGCUGGCUAGUUCACUUCGACUAGCAGAAUCCAAACGCAGAAGUCGGCCACCGAUCUUGGAAGAUGCAGGUCGGAAGAAGCAUCUCCGCCAAACACACUGCCAGUUUGGGAACCAGACGUACGAGUUAGAAGAAAGAUGGCGUCCGGACCUGGGGCCUCCUUUUGGCGUACUCUUCUGCGUCCGGUGCGAGUGCACUGCGGUGCAUCGCAAGAAGCGUAUAGUGGCCCGCGUACGAUGCGAGAACAUCAAGAACGAUUGCCCGAAGCCCAGCUGCGAAGAGCCAGUGCUCUUGCCCGAGCGGUGCUGCAAGACGUGUCCCGGAGAAGACUACGCCGACUUGGAAGAAGGAUUGGCGUUGCGGAAGUUGGAGCUGGAUGACGACGACCGUAUUACCAAAGAGUACGCUGUCUUGCUGACUGGCCGUGGCAUGUCCCCAACCCUUCCCUCCUUGGGUGCAGCUGCUGGAUACCUGACUUUCAUCAAGCGCGAUCUGCAUUUUAGCAUCCGAUACGACAACUUGCCAGCGGUGACGAAUGUUUUGUUCACAAACGAGGAUGGCUUGAUAGUGCAAGAGCACGAAGUCGGUGUUCCCAACAGAGCUCUCUUCAACAACAGGACACAGCAAGUAUGUGGUGUAUGGACGAAGGUGCCAAAGGUGUACCGCAGGCUGCUUCAGAAGGAGCGGCUGCACGUCGUACUGGCGACGGAGACGCAGCCGAACGGCGAAGUGGCUGGGAGGAUAUUGAAGUCUACCAGGUUGGAACCGGACGUCUUCAGCUCACUGAUGCUGCCUCAAGCCGGUGUGAAGGAAACCUUGGGCGCCGGCGGCGUCGCUUCUAUUUCGCCUGCCAGGAACGACAUUCACGUGACUGUGAUCUUUAACGGAAUAUUCGCUCCCACAGAUGCCAGGGAUGUAGUGGUCAAGAUCAGCAUCCUUGAUGAAAUGUCUGACGUAAUCAGCAGCUCGGACAUUACUCUACCAAAACUUCAUGUGUCACAGAAUGUUGCCAGCGUCAAGAUGGCCCUCUUACCGGAGCAUCAGGCGAGCUUAAUGAGCGGGAAGCUGAGGAUGAAAAUGAUUUCUCCCGAUGGCAAGAGACACAUUAUGGGACAAAUAGUCAUUAAGCCUACUUGCAACAUAUUUCAGGCCGUUCUCACCGCCGAAACGUCUAAUGCCGGAUUUGCUGUGCUCAACGUCAACAGUGAUGCGUCCAUAUCGUAUCAGGCAUACGCAUCCGGAAUGACUGCUGCGCCGAUGGUGGUCGUACUGGAAACAGACAGUCCAGCCGAUAAUGAGGUUCGGACUAUGGCAGCUUCGUACAAUCCCCCAUUCGCCUACCAGUGGACGAAUGGCACUUUCACGCGAGGCACGACGCAAGUUCUGGAAAUGCUUCUGACGGAUGAUCUGACUUUCAAGGUUUUAGCUGAGGGACAAAGUGAGCUACGCGGUCGUGUCAAGCAAAGGCUGUACUCAGAUGCAUUUCUCAGUGAGGCACCCGUGCUGCUGAUACCAGAAGGGAACAGCAGCGCAGCAGGUCAAGCAUGGCUUGCGGUUGAUAAAGCCUGUCGUCUCCACUAUUCCAUCUUCGUCUCUGGGCUGGAUCCUGGAGAGCGCCACUUGCUGGAGCUUCUUGAAAUUUCUCCAGCGCUUCACUUGUUGCCUAGCGCUCGCAGCGUCCAGCGUGUGCUGCAGAAGAUCAAUGGAGAUGAGUUAGAGGAUACCUUGGAAGAGCCUAGUGGAGCUACUCUGUACCGUCUGAGCAGCGGCUCGUCGUAUCUCCUUGUGACAUCUAAAACUGGAAAGAUGAAACAGGUGGAACUUCGAGGGCACAUCAGAGAUAUCCCGAUUCCACCGCAGUGUCUACCGGAUCCAGAAAAGAACGUGCUCACGGUCAGGGGCUAUCCCAACGACCUGGGCGAAAACAACGAGGUGUACCGCAUUGAGUCCAACCACAAGUGCUACUACGACGGUGAGGUCUUCGAGGAUGGCGCUCAGUGGACGGCCCGUCACGAAGAGUGCGUCAUGUGCUCCUGUCAAAGGGGCCGCUUGGUUUGUGAACCCGUGGUGUGUCCUCCUCUUCACUGCCAAAACGCUGUAACACUUCCGGGAGAAUGCUGCCCGACGUGUCAGGACGAAGCAAGCAGCAUAAACUCGUCGUUUCCUGUCUCAAAAGACACAAAGUCUCGCGCUGGAUGCUUUCUGGAAGGAGACAAAAAGUUCCACUUGGCAGGCUCUAAGUGGCAUCCCUACAUCCCGCCCUUCGGCUUCAGUCGCUGUGCAGUCUGCACAUGCCAGCCCAUAACAUUGACUGUGGAGUGCAGGCGAAUAACGUGCCCUCCGCUUAACUGCCCAGAAAAAGAUGCAUACAGAGAAAAUGCAUUGUCAUGCUGCAAGAAAUGUCCCAAUGUGAUGCCCGUGAAGUCACAGACACGCGACAUCCCUCUACACAUGGGAGACCAAGCAACAAAGCUGACACCAAAAGAAAUCUUGGCAAGUGGGGGAUGCCAGUUCCAGUUACAAGUAUUCACCAAUGGUGCAGAGUGGCAUCCUACAGUUCAGCCAUUCGGAGAAAUGAAAUGCAUAAGCUGCCACUGCAAGGAUGGCAAAUCGAGGUGCAGGCGGCAGAAGUGUGCGAAGUUGUCCUGCCCCAUCAAAAUCCAGAAAGAUGACGAGUGCUGCCCUCGGUGUGCAGACAGCUCGGACAGCCACCGGGAAGAACGGCCGCCGCGACGAGCGGGACGACGGAGAAAGGGGCGCGGCGGGACGGCCAGGAAUUGAAAGGGCUCCCACGGCUCUUCUUUCUGUUUCAUUUUUCGAAGGUGGAAGAGUGCACUUUGAAACGUCUGGUGGUGCCCAGCAACCAAGCAGACGACGGGCACGGAGCAGCAGGGCACCUGCUGAAACAUUCCACAGUGUGCGGUCACAUCAACUUGUGCCACGGGGCCGUUCGACCAGAACGUACCACACGUUUGCACUCUCGUGGAAGUUGUUCCGUUUCUAUGGCGACCCAACAACACGGUGGUGGCUUAUGUUCUUGUGUCCCAGUUGGAUAGUGCGCAAAGACUCGAUGUAAGGCACUGCCCAAUGGCAUAGUGACGCUCUGCCUGAUGGGUACAACCGACGGAGUUUCACGCAAACGGGGCCGACAGUCCAGCGGGUACCGCUCCGUUUCACUCACUUUACCAAUGAGCACAGGCAGACUGUCGAGAAAGAAAAAAAAAAAAAAAAGAUUUCGUUUCUUGACGUGGAUCACUGUGGAAGAGCAUUUAUCAUUUUCAUUGUUGUCCAUACUAUCAUGUCUUUCCCAUCCUAGAUGAAAUGUCUUCGUAUUUGCAAGUGCGCACCACAUUUUGCUUGGCAACUAUGUAUAGUUACGAACAAAUUAGAAUGCAGCCAUUUUUCAUAUCACAUUUUGCACGUAACGUGGCCCUUAGUGUGAAAUUAGUGGCCCGUACAUUUUCACUGUUCAAACUAGGGCUCGCGGAAACUUGCAGAUCAACGACACGUCGCCCACUCGUACGUUCUGCCUACGUCUUUCUCAGACCUUAAUUUUAUUGUGCUGUGGAGGAUCCACAAGAAUUCUUCUUUUCAUGUCUGUGUGGACGCUGGUUUUAAUUGGUGUGUGUGUGUGUGCGUGCGCCCGGAAGCUAUUUGUCAUAGCUAUUCGUUCUAUCAUCGUGUGUGUAACUGCCGUUGAAACAUAGCAUGACAGCAAGAAGGCGUGAAGAUGAACACAUUCAGAAGGAUAGAAAAGUCAAUGCAAGUGGUAUGUGUUCGAGAGAUGUUGAGAUAUCAGUGCCUGUAAAAUGUAGCAGGCAUCACCUACUUCAGAAGUAUUUACGCUAUGCAUCAUCGUUUGCGGAUCGUCACUCAUUGAGCAUGAUAGUAGGAAUAUAGGAGCAAUUUCUACAGCUGUUUUUCCAGUCUUGCAGUACAACAUGUUAUCGCCACAUUUGUGGUGAUGAUCGCAGUUUCGUCACAGGGACACUGAUGUUCCGAAUUGUUUGCAUCCGGGACAUCAAGCCAGCCAGUAAUACUUGGGAAGCCAGCCAUUAAUUCCUGCAGACAGUGGUUUCCAUUUCACAAAACCACUCAUCUGUAGUUAAGAGUGGGAACACUCUUCUUUUCUUUUAAUAAACAUAUCCCCCACCACCACCACCACCACCAUUAAAGGAACAGUGCAGUACAGUUUAUUCUGUACAUGCCUUAGGAUCCCCCACACUCCUUCUAGGAACCUUCAUCUGAGAAUGAGUGAAGUCCAGUCGUGAAGUCAAUUGGCUCAGCCGAAGUGGCAGGAGAGCAUACGCUGUCGGUGCCUGAACGGAGAAAUUUGUUUCCUCCUUUAACGCCCUGGCCUUGUCAAGUGUCUGUUGAGGCAAGCCGCUUACUUGCCUUUUAUUACAGAACAAACAUUACUCACAUUGACGAUAGCAUCAGGCUUAUUGUAAAGCAGUUAAAGGGCCUGUGAAAAGAUUUUCCCACUCUUGGAAGAAUUAUGUUGAUGAUGGGGAAGGAUUUUGUGUUUGAUGUCCUGGCUGUAACGCCAAUCGAGUGUGUCACUGGACACAGCAGGUAACUUCGAGUGCGACAUGACUUUUAUCAUGAACCUGCAUGUUGGUGUUAAUAUACAUUAUGCUCGUAGCUUGUCAUCACUCGAAAGAAAAACUACGAAGUGUGGACUGUAACGUUAUACAUAAUUUUCUGUGGGAGAAAGUUUGACAGAACUUGUAUGUCAUGUUAAUAGGCCAAAAGAGAUCAACUUUUCCUUCGCCCAAGGGUCACUGAAGUCCACAAGCCAUCUUUUCCAACAUUUCAAAGUACCCAUGAUGAGCUCCAAAGAGCUAGCUGGACUUUAAUUAUAGAUGAAGUAAUAAUAGAAUAGAGUGAUGAAUUAUAGAAUCUAGGAUCUGGUAAGGUUGCCAUCUGUCGACUGCAACUCUUUAUUCAGCCUCAAAGUGUCAAUAUUUGUCUACAGUUUUUUCCCAAACAUAGAAACCGUAGUGGCACGACAGCCAUUUUUGUGCAGCCAACAGCGCUAAACAUUUUAACGAAAUUCGCUCUGUAAAAAGGCUAAUACAAUUUCACUUUCGCACUUGUGAAGUCACAGCCAGGUGCUUCUUCUCUGGCUGCAUUUAUGUACGAGGAAAGACACACAUUCUUUAUUUAAACGAUCGCCUCCACAUCAGCCCUUCCUUCCGGCACUUAAUAUCUGAAACUGGAUAUCGUGUUGUGGCACACAAGGUGUUCGUUUUUCUUCAUGUGCAUUCUUUGCUGGAAUCUCAAGCAAGAUUAUGUCAAGCAAAAGCACCCCCUUCCUGUACCAUUACACCGUUCCUCUUGUUCCGUCAUCACAUGUUUUACUCUUUGUUUCACUAUGAAACAGAAAAAAAACUGUACCGUUCCGUGGAGCUUUACCUUCAACCAAAUGCCAAGUGAGAACAAACUUUGCUAGAAAAAGUCACAUCUUCACUGCGUACUACCAACGUAGUACUGCACAACGCGUCACUAUGACUUCGAUUUUCUCGACAGAUCUAGCAUCUAACUGAUUUUACCAAACGAUUGUGCCAAAAAAAAAGGAACUUUAGAGUCAUUUCCCUUCCCUUAGUCAUCGUGACAGAGUCACAAGCUUUUAGUGUUAUGAGAGUCAUUAUAAAUAUAGCCUAAAUGCGUGCACGCACCCAACUGGUGGGUGUCGUGUACACAAUGCGUGAGAGCAUGUAAAUGUGCGAAUGAAUAUAGCGAAUCGAAGGUAGCGAUUAUUUAAGAGAAAUGCGAAACCUGUGAAUAUUGAGUUGCUACUUUUUUUUUUUCCUGCUUCUAGCAAAGGUGUAUUUAUGAAGGUGUCUGUGCCAUUCAGCGAUGGCGCGUCCUGCCAUAGUAUGACGAUGGUUGUGUUUUAUUCUGAAGAUUGUUGUUCUGACAGAGUAACUUUUAGCUUAUGUGAUCACUAUGGAUUUCGAUAUAAUUACAGAAAAAUAAAGCGUAAAACACCCUGCA